UUUUAUAAGGAAAAUCGUGAAAAUCUUUUCCAUUAAAAUCAAGUGUUUUUGUAAAUUGAAAGAACCCGAAAAGAUGUACAGUAAAUUUAUUGAAAUUAUUAAUCAUUUUCUUGAUGAUAUUCAAGCAAAUGAACCAUAUGUUUUACGACGAUUAAUACCAAUGGCCAUUGAUAAUCAGGAUAAUUAUUGUAUACAACCAUUAUUGUUUAGUAAUAAAACUAGACAAACGAAUUAUCAAAUUCAAAAAAAAUUACAACAUUAUUUAAAAGAAUUGGAUAAAAACAACGAUGACGAUGAUGAUUAUUCCGAAGACGAAGAUGAUUAUUAUGAUAUUUAUGAAAAUGAUGAUGAUGAGGAAAAAGAUUCGAAAUCGAAAGAGUCAUUCAUAUAUAAGGUUAUUGUCAAAAUAUCACGCAAAUGUGAAGAAUUUUAUUGCCAUAAUAAUACUAUUAUUGGUCCUGUUAUUAAACAAUGGAAACAACAUUAUCAUCAACAACAAUCAUCCAAAUUGAUUGAUAAUGAUCAACAACAAAAACAAUUAAUCCAAGAAUUUUAUCGUCAUAUUGGUGUUUGGUUAAUUGUUAUUGAUUAUCAUCGACAAAGAUUUGAACGUAUUAGUCAUAUAUUAAGAUGGAUUUGUAGCCAUAUUCAUAUACCAUAUCGUAUAUCGACUGAAUCAUUAUUCGAUGAUGAUGAUGAAAACAACGACGAAAACGAAAACAACAUUAAUGAUAAUUAUAUUCAUAAUGAUUUUGCAUUACGUGUAUCAAUAUCGAUUGUUUAUCAUUUAAUUCAAUACCGCCUAUAUUUACUUGAUCGUUUUUUUAUUUGUUUAAAGGAAAUACAAAAAUUAUCAUCAAAAUUAAUACAGCCAUCAUCAUCGGUAUCAUCCGGUCAACAGCUAAGGAUGAUAAUAAAUACUACCACUACCAAUGCUUUGACUGCUGCUGCUACUACGAGCCGCGAGUAACGAGUAAUAAAAAAAAAUUGUAAACAAAUAUCCGGUGGUGGUUAUAAACCAAGAAAAAAAAAUUGGAACAAAAAAUAACCAUCACCAUUACAAAACAAAUAUAUUUCCUAUUCGAUUUAACAACAAUAAAAAAAAAUCAAACAAAAACACCACCCAACAAACAAAUCUCUCAUGCCGGCAUUUACAGGAUUUAAAUCAAACCAAACCAAACCAAACCAAUUCACCUGCCACACCAUUAUUAGAGAAUAUCCUCUGUUGGUUUAAAACAUUCAAUGUCCUAGUUCACACGAUGAAGAUCUGCCUACCUU
This is a messenger RNA of Dermatophagoides pteronyssinus (European house dust mite), 1278 nucleotides long. RefSeq lists its product as uncharacterized. Lineage: Eukaryota; Metazoa; Arthropoda; Arachnida; Sarcoptiformes; Pyroglyphidae. The record is from RefSeq and is a predicted model, not a curated record.